Emiliania huxleyi CCMP1516 is the source of this 684-nucleotide messenger RNA. RefSeq lists its product as hypothetical. Lineage: Eukaryota; Haptophyta; Isochrysidales; Noelaerhabdaceae. The transcript has 2 exons. The record is from RefSeq and is a predicted model, not a curated record. Gene Ontology annotation, molecular function: catalytic activity; flavin adenine dinucleotide binding. Gene Ontology annotation, cellular component: mitochondrion. The coding region runs from base 1 to 342 and encodes 113 amino acids.
AUGAGUCACCAGCGGCAGUUGAUCACAGCCGAUGAGUCACCAGCGGCAGUUGAUCACAGCCGAUGCGUCACCAGCGGUAGCUGGUCACAGGCCGCCAUCGAGCCAUACGUCUUCGAGUGGAUCGCCGAGCGGCGCGGCUCCAUCUCGGCCGAGCACGGCGUCGGCGUGAUGAAGCCGCCCUUCCUGCACAUGUCCAAGAGCGACGGCAUGAUUGGCGUGAUGCGAGGCGCGCCCAGCCGAGGCAUCAAGACGAUGCUCGACCCGAACAACAUCCUCAACCCGCUCAAGGUGCUGCCGCCGCUCGAGGCGGCGGCAGAGGAGCGCGAGGCGGUCGCAAACUAGCGCCGCACCGCUCGCCACACGCCGACCCGCCCGCCCUCCCUCCGUCCUCUUCGCCCUGCGGAUGGCGGUCCGCUGCCUUUCACGGCGAGGGCGACUACGGUACUUCGUGGGCGCGCGGACGCUUGCGCCCUCGCUCUUCCUCGCUGCCCUUUCGUUUCAAGUUCCCCACCGUGCGGCUCGAUGCCGGUGUUCGCACGGUGUGGAGUGCAUCUCCCAGAGCCCCCAGACCGCACUCCCGUCCGAACGGUUCGGCUUUUGUGUACGACGCCCCAGGGCGCCCACACGGGUCUCUCUCUCUCUGUCUAUCUGUGCGGUAUAUACGUCCAUGAUCAUGUGACCAAA